Molecule: messenger RNA, 1665 nt
Organism: Closterium sp. NIES-65
Lineage: Eukaryota; Viridiplantae; Streptophyta; Zygnematophyceae; Desmidiales; Closteriaceae
Source: the annotation of a GenBank genome assembly
AUGGACGUGGACGGGACGUGGACGUGGACGUGGACGUGGACCGUGGACGUGGACGUGGACGUGGACGUGGACGUGGACGUGGACGUGGACGUGGACGGGGACGUGGACGUGGACGUGGACGUGGACGUGGACGUGGACGUGGACGUGGACGUGGACGUGGACGUGGACGUGGACGUGGACGUGGACGUGGACGUGGACGUGGACGUGGACGUGGACGUGGACGUGGACGUGGACGUGGACGUGGACGUGGACGUGGACGUGGACGUGGACGUGGACGUGGACGUGGACGUGGACGUGGACAUGGACGUGGACGUGGACGUGGAACGUGGAGUGGACGUGGACGUGGACGGGGACGUGGACGUGGACGUGGACGUGGACGUGGACGUGGACGUGGACGUGGACGUGGACGUGGACGUGGACGUGGACAUGGAUGGACGUGGACGUGGACGUGGACGUGGACGUGGACUGGACGUGGACUGUGGUGACGUGGACGUGGACGUGGACAUGGACGUGGAGUGGACGUGGACGUGGACGUGGACGUGGACGUGGACGUGGACGUGGACGGGAUGUGACGUGGACGUGGACGUGGACGUGGACGUGGACGUGGACGUGGACGUGGACGUGGACGUGGACGUGGACGUGGACGUGGACGUGGACGUGGACGUGGACGUGGACGUGGACGUGGACGUGGACGUGGACGUGGACGUGGACGUGGACGUGACGUGGACGUGGGGGGGGGGGUGGACGUGGGACGUGGACGUGGACGUGGACGUGGACGUGGACGUGGACGUGGACGUGGACGUGGACGUGGACGUGGACGUGGACGUGGACGUGGACGUGGACGUGGACGUGGACGUGGACAUGGACGUGGAGGUGGACGUGGACGUGGACGUGGACGUGGACGUGGAACGGGGGACGUGGAUGGACGUGGACGUGGACGUGGACGUGGAACGUGGACGUGGACUGGACGUGGACGUGGACGUGGACAUGGACGUGGACGUGGACGUGGACGUGGACGUGGACGUGGACGUGGACGUGGACGUGGACGUGGACUGGGACGUGGACGUGGACGUGGAGUGGACGUGGACGUGGACGUGGACAUGGACGUGGACGUGGACGUGGACGUGGACGUGGACGUGGAAGUGGACGUGGACGUGGACGUGGACGUGGACGUGGACUGUGGACGUGGACGUGGACGACGUGGACGUGGACGUGGACGUGGACGUGGACGUGGACGUGGACGUGGACGUGGACGUGGACAUGGACGUGGACGUGGACGUGGACGUGGACGUGGAGAUGGACGUGGACGUGGACGUGGACGUGGACGUGGACGUGGACGUGGACGUGGACGUGGACGUGGAUCUGGACGUGGACGUUGACGUGGACAUGGACGUGGAGUGGACGUGGACGUGGACGUGGAGUGGACGUGGACGUGGACGUGGACGUGGACGUGACGUGGACGUGGACGUGGACGUGGACGUGGACGUGGACGUGGACGUGGACGUGGACGUGGACGUGAAGGUGGACGUGGACGUGGACGUGGACGUGGACGUGGACGUGGACGUGGUGGACGUGGACGUGGACGUGGACGUGGACGUGGACGUGGACGUGGACGUGGACAUGGACGUGGACGUGGACAGGACGUGGACGUGGACGUGGACGUGA